Molecule: messenger RNA, 546 nt
Organism: Symbiodinium natans
Lineage: Eukaryota; Dinophyceae; Suessiales; Symbiodiniaceae
Source: the annotation of a GenBank genome assembly
GCGCUCGGCAGCGCGGCGCCUCUGUGCCCUCCUCCCGCCGCCGCGCCGGCGGCCCUGGAUGAGGACGAGGAAGCCCGGGCGCUGUUGGAAGAGCAGCUUUCCAGAAGCUCUUCCUUCUUGGGGGAGGAGGGCCACAAGAAGCUCUGCAACUCCUUCGUGGCCAUCGUGGGCUUGGGUGCUGUGGGCAGCGCCGCUGCAAUGCUGCUGGCUCGGGCGGGCGUUGCGCGGCUCCGCUUGGUGGACGGGAGUUGCAUCAGCAACAGCGCCCGUCACGCCCUGGCCCGGGCCACGGACCAGGGUCGGCCGAAGGUGGACGUGUGCGAGGAACUGAUGUGCGAGGUGCUGCCCCACGUGGACAUCGAGCUGCGACGGGAGCACCUGACAGCAGAGCAGGCGCCAGGGCUGCUGGGGCCCAGCGAGGACGGGAGGCUCCCGGAUAUGCUCCUCGACUGCAUCGGCGGAACCUCGGGGAAGGAGCUGCUCAUGAGGCCCGUAGAUCUGGCUCUCGUUGGGGUGGAUGCCGUUCCACAGAAGGGGUACUCUUAA